AUGUUUGUGGAUGAGAAUUAUAACAAAAUAAGCUCGAAGAUUGAGAAGGUACAGAGUGUGAGGUCCACACCACUGACUGUGAUUAAGACCGAUGAACGGGCAUUCAAGGGCCUCUCCUUAUCUUCUUCCUUCUUCUUCGGCGCUGCUUCUCUCUGCGUAGGUCCCACCUCUUUGGUCUGCCUCCCGUGCCGUCACCCGCUCACCAUCGAGAACGCGCACAAGAAGGGAGCGGAAAGCACCAAGAAUGGCUGCGACUCGCAGAGCAAGCGCCUCGGUGUCAAGAUUUACGGCGAGCAGGUCGCCAAGCCCGGUUCCAUCAUCGUUCGCCAGCGCGAAACCAAGGUAGUUGUCAGGAAUAUCCCUCAUAUGCCUGCUCACUCAAUAUCAGAUUUUGUGGAUGGCUUCUUUCAAAAAAGCCACCUUGACCAUUAUAUUGGACACCAGAAAUUCGUUGAAUAUGCGAAAAGAAGAGAUAGACUUCAAUAUUGGCUGGACUAUUACCAGCUUAAGUUCGAGAGACAUCCUGACAAGAGGCCCACAGUCAGGAAUGGAUAUUUAGGUCUUUGGGGUGGGAAAGUUGUUAAGUACUACAAGCAUGCAGUCACAGACCUUGAUAAGCUGGCUAUUUCUCCAAGUAGUGGCAUGGCAUGGAGACAAUUCAAUGGUGGUAAAGGACAUGGGAUUGCAACAAAUGGACGCAAUGAUGGAAUAGUUGAAGUUGCACUAGAUGGAGGCAAUGAUGGAACAACGGAAGAAGAGAUAAUGAAGCAGAUAAGGGACAAGGUCGUGGCCACGGUGGAUUUAGGGGACGAGGCUGAGGAAGAUGAGGAGGAUUUUAUGGACAAGUCGUGGUCGCGACGCUCUUCCGUUACCAACACCCCAUAA
Messenger RNA from Sphenostylis stenocarpa, 885 nucleotides. The record is from the annotation of a GenBank genome assembly. Lineage: Eukaryota; Viridiplantae; Streptophyta; Magnoliopsida; Fabales; Fabaceae.